Molecule: messenger RNA, 315 nt
Organism: Brenthis ino (lesser marbled fritillary)
Lineage: Eukaryota; Metazoa; Arthropoda; Insecta; Lepidoptera; Nymphalidae
Source: the annotation of a GenBank genome assembly
AUGGUAAAUUUGACUCCGAAUUCUCAGGUAGAACACGUUGCAGAAGCAAGAGGAAGUACACAGUCACUAUUUCCUCCACGAAACCACCAUAACUGGGGCUCUAGACUAGGCCGCCGCCGAAAUGAAUUUAAGGGAGAGCCCACAACCCUUAUUCAGUUAGAGGAACGAGCACAGAAAUCAGUGACACUCAUGGAGAAACAUGGGGCGAAAUCUGAACAGUACACGUUGGUCUGCGGCCAGGUGGCGUUUGAUUUUACACUCCACAUAUCCAAGGUCCAAGUGAACAUACGACAACUCAAUGUGAAACAGCGCAUG